AUGUCUGGCCGUCGCAAUCGUUCUGCAGUUGCAUGCCAAGCAUGCCGUCGUCGCAAAGUCCGGUGCACCGUUACUGUCACCGGCAUUCCGUGCAUCAAUUGUUCCCAGGAUGGGCUGGAGUGCACAGUGGUGCAACGACGAGGGACCCAGCAGACAAGGAAUCAACCAUUGCGCGAGAUUCGCGCGUUUCCUCAUCCGAGAUCCAGCCCGAGGCGGAACGACAGGACAUCCCAAGUCGGUUCCGGUGAGACGGUCGGUGGCCGUACGGUUUCGAAUCUCGCCAGGGACAUGUCGCAGUCCGGACGGGCUGUCUCAGAGCCAACGGCUGCGACAGGAACUACGACCCCGUAUUCCGAGCAAAGCCGGAUCGAAGACGAAGAGCGCAGUGCGGCGGACUUUGCCACGGCUUCGCUGGCGCCCCGGGAUGCCGAAGCAAAUGAUAUGCCUAUAUACACUGGUCUGCUUGCUUGCAUGACCCAAUGUAUUCGGAGACAGCUAACUGUAGUAGGCGAAUCUUUGGGAUUCUCUGCGGUUUUGGAUGUUUUAGCCACACAUGCGGUCCCCAGACAUGUCUUCCGGCCAUCGUCGCAUCCUAGUCUGACCGCUCAAGAUGUCGAGUAUCUCAAGUUCAAAGGAUGCUUGACAUUGCCAUCCAGUGAUAUAUGUCGCGAGCUUCUUCGUGCUUAUUUCCACCACGUGCAUCCUAUUCUACCGGUGGUGGAUGCUGCGCAGGUGUUGAAGUUUGAGCAGCAGCAUGACCGACCAGCCGAAUGGAAUUUGCUGCUUUUGUGGAGCAUCUUUUUUGUGGCAGUCAAUUUUAUUCCUGCCGAGACUUGCACAGUCGCCGGAUACUCUUCCCGGAAAGAGAUGAAGGAGGCCAUGUACUCCCGUGCAAAGUGUAUGUAUAAUAAUGGGGGCGAUGAUAAAAUCACGCAGAUGCAAUCUGCCCUGCUACUCGGAUUCUGGCACUCGGAGAUGAACAACCACGCCCAGCCCUGGUACUGGACGGGCAUUGCAAUCAACCUCGGCCAGAUCAUGGGUCUCCAUCGCGAUCCUGACGCAGUCAAGUUUAAUCCAUCCAUUACAGGCCGUCGGCGAGCUUUAUGGCGGCGCCUAUGGUGGUCAUGUUUCUUUCGAGACCGCUGGCUCGGCCUCGCCCUCGGGCGUCCGCUGAGGAUCAACCUGCUCGAUUGUGAUCUUCCGAUGCCCUCAACCGCGGAUGUGAUGAGUGACUUAUCCGAGGUGUCGCCGUCGGUGGCAAGUCUGUUCAUCCCGGAGGACCUGGCGCAGUUAAGUGAGUAUUGGAUUCUCCUGCUGCGCUUGUCCAAGAUCCUGGGGGAUGUUCUGACCCUGAGCUACCAGCCAAAAAGGCCGAACCCUACUAUUGAGCAAGUUGAAGCAAUAGAGUCGGAGCUUCUAACUCUCGAGAUUCCGCACGAGUGUGCCUCUGACCAGACCGAGUGCGCACGGUUUGCCGUCUACCACUUGCAGUUACAUUAUCAACUAACAACGCGAAGAGCAUUCCUGAUUACGUUCUAUCGCCCUUUCACAAACCGACUGCCGGAAGGCGUGCCUUCAAUCAAUCAGACAAUAUAUCAGUCGGCGGUACGCGCCAAAGUCGACGCUGCUGCACUGCAGACAAACACCAUCCUCGACGCUUUGGCCCGCGAGAAACUUCUCAACUUUGCUGGCCCAAUGACUCCACCUCUCCUCGUCCCCGCCAUGCACAUCCACCUACUCAACUGCAAAUCGGACGAUCCUCUCACGCGGCAGCUCAGUCUCAACAAGCUUGACUUUUGCAUGUUGAUCCUCAAGGUCAUGCAAGAUGUACACACGGCCGCGUCGUACUACCGGGGCAUAUUCUCCGAGGCGAUCCGGCAUCUGUCGUCCACGACGAGCAAGCCAACCGGGCAGGGGCCGGUUGUGGUCGAGACGCCGGCGUCUCUCCCCGGCGAACCGACAAUGGAGACGCUGCUGAGCGGCGAUUUCCUCGACGGACUGAUGGACGAGGCCUCGUUUUUCAACUUCUGGGAACCGCUCAGUAAUAUGUGA
Molecule: messenger RNA, 2052 nt
Organism: Aspergillus fumigatus Af293
Lineage: Eukaryota; Fungi; Ascomycota; Eurotiomycetes; Eurotiales; Aspergillaceae
Source: RefSeq, a predicted model, not a curated record